CCGCACGAUGAAGUGGAUGUUCAAGGAGGACCACGCGCUGGAGCACAGAUGUGUCGAGUCGGCAAAAAUCCGAGCCAAAUACCCUGACCGUGUCCCGGUCAUAGUGGAGAAGGUCUCAGGAUCUCAGAUUGUUGAUAUUGACAAGAGGAAGUACUUAGUUCCAUCUGACAUCACCGUGGCCCAGUUCAUGUGGAUCAUCAGGAAGAGGAUUCAGCUGCCAUCUGAGAAAGCAAUAUUCCUCUUUGUAGACAAGACUGUCCCACAAUCCAGCUUAACUAUGGGACAACUUUAUGAGAAGGAAAAGGAUGAGGAUGGCUUCUUGUAUGUUGCCUACAGUGGAGAGAACACAUUUGGCUUCUGAAUGUGCGUCAGCUGUUCCAGUGCAAAGGAGUGAUACAAGCUUGGAACACCUCAACUGCUACCUUCCAGAGCAAUUCUUCCAAAGAUCUGCUAACAUUAUGAAAGUUUCAUUUGCUACCUCUUCCAAAAGCAGAGAUUGUGUUAUCUCUUCUCUGCAUUUUCCCUUCUGAUUUUUAGACCGGUUUCUCGGUACUGCCUACAGCAUUUCUUGACAUUUUGGAAUUAAACAGAUGCAGCAUUUAAAUACUUCUUUUCAGUCGCAGAAAUGCCAUCCAGUUGAGUAUAAGAUCCUGCAGGCUUAGCCCCUCAGCCUUUUAAAUGCUGCUUUGUUUUAGCUCCUUCCUUCUCUUCGCGUAUUCGUUGACUCACUCUAGGCUUAAAUAUGUCCUUAACUCCAUCCAAAAAGUGAGGUUAGUAUCAGUGUUCAGCACCUCUAUAACUACUUUUAAACCUGACAAGUAGCAGAAAGCAGCAGUCUACAGUUCACAAGUAUUUUACAAAUGCACAGGGAAAUCUUACCAGGAACAAUCUCUCCUAACAGCCAGGCUCAAAUUUUAGGAAAGAGUUAAAAGAAUUUAGAUCAUCUAACUGCUUAUCUGAAAACUAGUCUGAUGCCAAGACUACAGAAAAACUAGCCUUAUGUAACCCAUUUUAAUAUUGCAGCUGGAUAGGAAAUGGGAACAUUCCAGUCUGGUCAGCAGGUUCACUACAGACCUUGUUCAUUAACAAAGGGAAACUAGGUAUGUUAAGGUAUAGUUUCUGCAAGAUUUCAGGGAAGGACAAGGGUAAACUUCAGGAGCCUGGAAAUUUACUGGUUAUCUCUUUAAGUACAGUACAGGACUCUGCCCUUGGAAUGCCAUUUGCUCAAUUACAAUAACUGCUACCAUUUCUCCUCAGCAGUUCACCCUGUAGCCCAUCUGCAAUGGCAUCUGGCCAUUUUUCAUCCUCUGAUGACUAAUGCAAGUCACUGUUCUCCAUAAUCCCCUGCCCUCUACAAACACAUACAAUGAAUUCCUCCCUCACCAAUACAACUGGUCUUUCUGCAUGUUAGUGCUGGAUUUGAGAGGACAUACACACAGAAUUCAAGUUCUUUGUUAUUUCUUCAACAAGUAAGAGAGAACUAUUCUUAUUUGACGACAAGUCAACCCAAGUGUGAAGUAAAAAGAUUUCCUGUAAUCAAUUCUCAGACUGUAAUGUGAUAUGUACUAUUCAGUCCCAUAUAUAGCUCAGUAGGUUGGCUGUAGAGGCUGUUUGGAGAACUGCUGUGCCCAUUUUUUCAAAUCCAAACCUACAGUAAGGUACCAAAGAACAGAAAACUCAAAACACUACAGAAUUCUUAAGUUUAAAUUAUCCACUUCUUUCAUCCUGCCGUUGCCUUGCCCAAAUACUUUAUGAAUUGUAGUUUACAAUAGCAAAAGACAAAAGGGGAGUGUGCUCAGUAGCAGUUACAUAGUCCUGAACUUGCUCACAGAAAGCAAUAAUUGGGACAGAAAGUUUAAGGAGGAUUACCCGCUGCUUCCCCCCAGCUCGCAAUGUUGACUGUUUUGCCAUGCAGAUAUUAUUUGGUAAUAAAGCAUAAAGGCAAAGACUGCCAGAGACUACUUCCAGUCCCCCCCAAAGCAUCUCCACCUUUGCCAGGCUAGUAAUGAACACUUGCCAGGAAACAGUGACAUAAAUGGCUAAGGCAUCCCUGCUUUUAAUUAACCAUGUAUCACGGGGGGACAGGAGAACAGACAGUGCUUGAAACACUGAAAAGUAGGUAAAUGCUUGCCUGGAAUUACACAGGAUUGACAGGUUUGAACCAGGUAAUUCAGGAGGUUUCUUUCCUGCCCACAGAAGCAAAGCAGUUGAAGAGGUAUCUGGCAAAGUUCUGAAAUUAACAGAGAUGCACGGGAUAUCGUAAGUGGUAUUGUUUGACACAGCCUUCUCCCCAGCAUUCUUCUGCUUCUGCUUUGGCUAUAUUUAGUAAAUAGAAGCUUAUAUGAAGGACUUCCAGAAAAAAGACCCUUUAACAGAACUAGUAUUUCCAGUUAGAAGCAAUGGGGCUGGGGGACACAGAAAAUUCUUCCAGGCACCAGACAAGGAGAGCCAAGAGUUAUAAAAAUAUUACUUACUAUACAUUAGGGUUGUCCCAGCAACACAAAACCAACCAUAACAUUAUGAGGAGUGAAAGAAAAAAGCAGCACUAAAAUUUUACAAUGACAGCCUUUCUUCCAUAGCACUGCUUCAAUUUCAGUUGACAUUAUUUCCAUUGCAAUGGACUAUGGCUGAUAGAUCACGUCCUCAGACAACAGGAUAACACAUCACUACUUCCUUUUAUUUGGAGGCAUAUUGUUUCAUGCAGCUCAGAACUUUAAGUCUGCAACGAUCCUUUUCUGUAUUUCAAUAAAAAGGGGACUUCAGCUCAACAAAAAUAAAGACUUCUCUAAAUUGC
Aptenodytes forsteri (emperor penguin) is the source of this 2794-nucleotide messenger RNA. RefSeq names its product GABA type A receptor associated protein like 2 (gene GABARAPL2). Gene Ontology annotation, cellular component: cytosol; autophagosome; autophagosome membrane. Bases 8 to 361 code for a protein of 117 amino acids. The record is from RefSeq and is a predicted model, not a curated record. Gene Ontology annotation, biological process: cellular response to nitrogen starvation; macroautophagy; autophagy of mitochondrion. The transcript is spliced from 5 exons. Lineage: Eukaryota; Metazoa; Chordata; Aves; Sphenisciformes; Spheniscidae. Gene Ontology annotation, molecular function: ubiquitin protein ligase binding.